AUGCCAACUCAACAGAUUCCCGGAACAGUCGACGAACUCCUUCAAUUUAUUUCAGCCCAUAGUGAUGGCAUCGAUAAUAUCUCAAAACAAGUUCAUCCAAUUCUCAAACAACUUCCACAGCAAAUUUUUUUACAAGGUACAGCGGAAAAUCAAGAUCCCCUUGAUCUAUUAGAUCAAACCUUUUGUAGUUUGGCAUAUACGUAUUUUCUCUCCGCGCGUUGCAAUGCCGAAAGACCUAAUGCAGCACAACUGCUGAAUUACGUUCUUAAUUUUUUGCAAGAUAAAAAUCUUGGUCUGGCAAAACAAACACUCGAUGCGAUUUAUCGCCGCAACAUUCAACAAUUGACUCAAACCUAUUUAACCUUAUCAUUGGCUGAUAUUGCUGAGGCUGUUGGAUUAGAAGGGCCCGAUGCGGCAAAAGUGGCUGAAAAUUAUGUUCUCAGAAUGGCAAAUAUCCAUUUUAAAAUCGAAUCUCGUGAAAUAUUUGCUACUAUUAGUCAUUCCCACCAAAACGGGAUGGUAUCUUUCCAUGACAACCCGGAAAUGUAUAACACUUCUUUAACCAUUACUCACCUCGAGCAGCAAAUUGCAAAAGCUACCAAAGUGAGCGAACGUGUUGUUAAAACUGAUCGAGCUAUCGGAUGUAGUAAAGAAUAUCUUACCAAGAGUCAGAGUUUGCUUGCCACUGGUGGUGCAAUGCCUGGCGGACUAGGGCCGGGUGAUGACACAGAGUUUUUAGGAGCAGGUGGAGGUUUCGAUAAUUUUAUUGAUGAUGGAAAAUACUUUGGUUGA
This is a messenger RNA of Acaulospora colombiana, 792 nucleotides long. NCBI's taxonomy places the organism in Eukaryota, Fungi, Glomeromycota, Glomeromycetes, Diversisporales, Acaulosporaceae. The record is from the annotation of a GenBank genome assembly.